AUGAGUAUAUGUUCCAAGGUUUCUCCAAUGAGUAAAUGUUCCAAGGUUUCUCCAAUGAGUAAAUGUUCCAAGGUUUCUCCAAUGAGUAAAUGUUCCAAGGUUUCUCCAAUGAGUAAAUGUUCCAAGGUUUCUCCAAUGAGUAAAUGUUCCAAGGUUUCUCCAAUGAGUAAAUGUUCCAAGGUUUCUCCAAUGAGUAAAUGUUCCAAGGUUUCCCCAAUGAGUAAAUGUUCCAAGGUGUCUCCAAUGAGUAAAUGUUCCAAGGUUUCUCCAAUGAGUAAAUGUUCCAAGGUUUCUCCAAUGAGUAAAUGUUCCAAGGUUUCUCCAAUGAGUAAAUGUUCCAAGGUUUCUCCAAUGAGUAAAUGUUCCAAGGUUUCUCCAAUGAGUAAAUGUUCCAAGGUUUCUCCAAUGAGUAAAUGUUCCAAGGUUUCUCCAAUGAGUAAAUGUUCCAAGGUUUCUCCAAUGAGUAAAUGUUCCAAGGUUUCUCCAAUGAGUAAAUGUUCCAAGGUUUCUCCAAUGAGUAAAUGUUCCAAGGUUUCUCCAAUGAGUAAAUGUUCCAAGGUUUCUCCAAUGAGUAAAUGUUCCAAGGUUUCUCCAAUGAGUAAAUGUUCCAAGGUUUCUCCAGUGAGUAAAUGUUCCAAGGUUUCUCCAAUGAGUAAAUGUUCCAAGGUUUCUCCAGUGAGUAAAUGUUCCAAGGUUUCUCCAAUGAGUAAAUGUCCCAAGGUUUCUCUCGUAAGUAUAUGGUCCAAGGUUUCUCCAAUGAGUAUAUGUUGCAAGGUUUCUCUAAUGAGUAUAUGUUCUGAGGUUUCUCCAAUGAGUAUAUGUACCAAGGUUUCUCUAAUGAGUAUAUGUUCUGAGGUUUCUCCAAUGAGUAAAUGCUCCAAGGUUUCUCCAAUGAGUACAUGUUCCAAGGCUUCUCUGGUUUCUCCAAUGAGUAAAUGUUCCAAGGUUUCUCCAGUGAGUAAAUAUUCCAAGAUUUCUCCAAUGAGAAAAUGUUCCAAGGUUUCUCCAAUGAGUACAUGUUCCAAGGCUUCUCUGGUUUCUCCAAUGAGUAAAUGUUCCAAGGUUUCUCCAAUGAGUAAAUGUUUCAAGGUUUCUCCCAUGAGUAAAUGUUCCAAGGUUUCUCCAAUGAGUAAAUGUUCCAAGGUUUCUCCAAUGAGUAAAUGUUCCAAGGUUUCUCCAAUGAGUAAAUGUCCCAAGGUUUCUCUAGUUUCUCCAAUGAGUAAAUGUUCCAAGGUUUCUCCAAUGAGUAAAUGUUCCAAGGUUUCUCCAAUGAGUAAAUGUUCCAAGGUUUCUCCAAUGAGUAAAUGUUCCAAGGUUUCUCCAAUGAGUAAAUGUUCCAAGGUUUCUCCAAUGAGUACAUGUUCCAAGGCUUCUCUGGUGAGUAUAUGA
This is a messenger RNA of Procambarus clarkii (red swamp crayfish), 1389 nucleotides long. NCBI's taxonomy places the organism in Eukaryota, Metazoa, Arthropoda, Malacostraca, Decapoda, Cambaridae. The record is from RefSeq and is a predicted model, not a curated record.